Molecule: messenger RNA, 1065 nt
Organism: Cordyceps fumosorosea ARSEF 2679
Lineage: Eukaryota; Fungi; Ascomycota; Sordariomycetes; Hypocreales; Cordycipitaceae
Product: C6 transcription factor
Exons: 1
Coding region: 1-1065 (354 amino acids)
Molecular function (GO): catalytic activity
Source: RefSeq, a predicted model, not a curated record
AUGGCUUCGCGCGCCCUUGUGUCGACCACGCCACGGACGCACGUUAUAAAGAACCGUCCUCUGUCGCUCCCAUCCGCCAUUCUCCCCGCCAUUCAUCAUCAUCAAUCGUACCGCUUCAUCUACCGCAGCUACUCCAUACACCGCAUCCGUCACACCAACCCGCCAGCACCACACUCUCAAACAACCACCGCCACCCUCACCACCGCCGCCGUCAUGCCCUCUACCAACGACUUCGCCAAGACGCUCAAGGCCCUGCACAAGCCCGGCCAGCCGCUCAUCGUCCCCAACGUCUGGGACGCGCCCUCCCUCUACGCCCUUUCCUGCCUCAACGCCGACUCCGCCGACGGCCAGAAGCCCGUCGCCGCCAUCGCCACCGCCUCCUGGGCGCUCGCCCAUGCCCGCGGCGCCGCCGAUGAGGACCUGACCGCCGAGCAGAACCUCGCCGCCGUCGCCGAGCUCUCCCCGCUCGCCGCCGCCGCCGGCCUGCCGCUGUCCGCCGACCUGCAGGACGGCUACGGCGCACGCAUCGCCGAGGUCUUCGCCGCCGCCGCCCGCUCCGGCGUCGCCGGCGCCAACCUCGAGGACAGCAUCCCCUCCGCCGGCUUCGGCCGCGGCAUCGCCGGCUCGUUGUACCCCAAGGCCGAGGCCGUGGAGCGCAUCGGCGCGGCGCUCAAGGCCGCGGCGGAGGCCGGCGUGCCGGACUUUGUGAUCAACGCCCGCUGCGACGUGUUCAAGCUGGACGCGGAGACGCCGGGCCUGGACGACGCGACGCGCAUGCGCGAGGCGCUGGACCGCGGCAGGGCGUACCUGGCGGCGGGUGCGACGACCGUCUUCUUCUGGGGCGGCGCGCGCGGGCUCAGCACCGCAGAGGUCAAGACGCUGGUGGCGGAGCUCGACGGGCGCGUAGCCGUUCUGCUGUCGAGGAGGGAGGGCGCGCACUCGACUGCCGAGCUGGCAAAGAUUGGCGUGGCCCGGAUCAGCAUCGGCCCCUCGCUGUACCUGGCUGCCAUGAACGCCGUCAAGACCGGCGCGGCCAAGAUCCUUGCCGGUGGUGGUCUAGCGUGA